Messenger RNA from Chara braunii, 6757 nucleotides. Lineage: Eukaryota; Viridiplantae; Streptophyta; Charophyceae; Charales; Characeae. The record is from the annotation of a GenBank genome assembly.
GCGGAAAAAGGUGAUAAGGUACUUUCCACACCAGACUACCUUUGGUAGCAGUAGAGCCGCAUAGAACGGUUAAAAAGGUUCUUUCCGCAUCAUAAUGGCCUUGGUAGCAGUAGAUCAGCGUAGAACUUUAAAACGGCCAGGAAACAAUCUCCUUCGCACUGUACUUAACAGCUGCCUGGAGACGAUGGGUUCCGCCAACCGCUUUGACUUGAUAGAGGAUAUGUCCGGCCCGGGUGUGUACGUUACAGACAUUUCCGAGCGUGACGUUCCAAGCUAUGGUAGCACUAGUCCGGCUAGCUCUAUGGCGCCGUACCGGGAGUGCUGUUCAAACAGUCCUACUGGCGGAAGGCACGAUGCGAGGACGGUGGGUUCGAGCUGUCCCAAAGGCCAACAACGCAGCGGCGACGGGCGUGGCAAUGGUGCAGGUGAUGAUGGUGGUGAUGAUAGUGACGCUGGAUUUGGCCCUGGUUGGGGUUUGGUGGAGGAGCAAAAGGAGGAAAUGCUGGAUUCAGGCUACUUCAGAGAGCAACAAGGCGGCAGUGGUGGUCGUGGCAGAGGUACAGGUCGUAAUGGUGUCGGUGGCGACGGUGGGUUGGAAGGUUGGAACUCUGCCGCCAUUCCAGGCACACCAGAUCUUCUUAAUGUCACCCCAGCCGACACGCCCUCCCCAUCGAACAGGGAGAGAGGCCCUGGUCGGAAUUCGGGGGAGGAACGACUGGAGACGAUGGUUGAUUCGAACCGUGUUAUAGGACAACAACGCGGCGGCGGUGGGCGUGGCAGGGGUGCAGGUCGUAAUGGUGUCGCUGGUGACUGUGGUUUGGGAAGUCGGAGCUCUGGCCCCAUUGAAGGCACAGCAGAUCUGCCUAAUGCGGCCCCAGCAAACAUCCUCUCUCCAUCGAACAGAGGGAGAGGCCGUGGUCGGAAUUCGGGGGAGGAACGACUGGAGACGAUGGAGGAUUCGAGCCGUGUUAUAGGACAACAACGAGGCGGCGGUGGGCGUGGCAGGGGUGCAGGUCGUAAUGGUGUCGGUGCUGACGGCGGUUUGGGAAGUCGGAGCUCUGCCCCCAUUGAAGGCACAGCAGAUCUGCCUAAUGCGGCCCCAGCCGACAUGCGCUCUCCAUCGAACAGGGGGAGAGGCCCUGGUCAGAAUUCGGGGGAGGAACGACUGGAGACGAUGGUGGAUUCGAACCAUCGUAGAGGGCAACAGCGCGACGGCGGCGGCGGCGGCGGCGGCCAUGGCAGUGGUGCAGGUGGUGAUGAUGGUGAUGGCGGAUUCAGCCCUGGUCGGAACUCGGAGGACAAACGGAAUGACAGGAUGAUGGACCCGGACCACCCCAGAGGGCAACAACGCGGCGGCGGCAGCAGUGGUAGGACUGCAGGCCGUAAUGGUGGUAGUGGUGGCGGCGAUGUUGGAAGUUGGGACUCUGCCGCCGCCACUGAAGGCACUUCAGCUCUUCCUAACGCAGACGCAGGCAAGACGUUCUUCGCAUCGGACAGGAACAGAUGCCCUCGCCUGAAUCCAGGGCAGGCGAGCAGGGAACCGUUGACGGAUUCAGGCCAUCGAAGAGGACAUCAACGCGGCGGGGGCGGCCGUGGUACUAGUGCGCAUGCUCGUGGUGGUGAUGGUGGUGAUGGUCGAUUCGUCCCUGGUUGGAGUUCGGAGGAGCAGCGGAAGGAGAGGUUUAUGGAUUCGAACUGCCCGGUCGACCGCGGCCGCGGCCGCGGCCGUAACCGGGGUGCAGGUCGUAAUAUUGGUGGUAGUCAAGGUGGUUUGGGAAGUUCGGAUGCUGCCGCCAGCCAAGGCACUCCAGAUCCGCCUGAUGCGGCCGCAGCUGACACGUUUUGUCUAUCGGACGGGGGCAGAGGCCCUCACCGGAAGGCGGGGAACCAGCGAAGGGAGAGGACGAGGGAUUCGGACGAUUCCGGUGGAGAACAACGUGGCGGCAGCGGCCGUGGCAGCGGGGCAGGUGGUUACGGUUGUGGUGGAGACGGUGAAAUCGCCAGUGGCUUGACUUUGGAGGACGAGAGAAGUGAGAGGAUGGUUGACUCAGGUCGCCCCAGAGGACAACAACGCAGCAGCAAGGGCCAUGGCAGUGGUGCAGGUGGUGGCGGUGGUGAUGAAUUCGGUCGUGGUUGGAAUGCGGAGGAGGAGAGGAUGGUGCCUUCAGACCUCCCAAGUGGACAACAAUGCAGCGAUGGGGGCCAGGACAGUGGUGCAGGUAGUGGUGGUGGCGAUGAAUUCGGUCGUGGUUGGAACUCGGAGGAGGAGAGUAUGGUGGAUUCGGACCAUCCCAGAGGACAACAACGCCGCGGUGGUGGCCAUGGUGGUGGUGCAGGUGGUGGUGCAGGUGGUUAUGCGGGUAGUAGUGACGGUGGAUUCGGACCUGGUUGCAGUACGGAGGAGGCGCGAAAGGAGGGGAAGAUGGAUUCGGAUCGCCGCAGACGGCAGCAACGCAGCGUCGGUGGCCGUCGCAGGGGUGCAGGUCGUAACGGUGGUGGUGGUGGGGGUAGUUCGGGAAGUUGGGAUUCUGCAGCCUGUGCAUGCCCUUCAGAUCCGGCUACGCCCGACCCUUUGGACAGAUGUCCUCGCCGAAAUGCAGGGGAGGGGCGAAAGGAGACGAUGAGCGAUAUGGACAGUUCCAGCGGAGAACAAUACGGCCGCCCCUGUCGUGGCAAAGCCGGUGCUGAAGUGAUCAAACUGCGCGCCCUUGGGCGCACAGCCCAUCUUUGGGACCUGUAUGAUUUAUCCACCGACACUUUCUGCCAAAACCCCUACGGCGAGAACAUCAAAGCCUUGUCGACGGACCGAGUCGGGCAGGUUUCGAAGGCCUGUCCAUCUCUUAACGUGAGCCACGUGCUCGAUGAUUCUCCAUCGAUAAGGUUCCAAACCCUGGGUGUCAGCUCUCAGCUCAAGCUGAGCAUACUUGGCGGUCUGUUCUGUCCGCAGGGAACGGGGUCAUACCUUGUAGAUAGAACCACGGGUGGAGGCGGAGAGCCGGGGGCCGUCAAGGCGACUCUCUUCUGCCAGGUCAUCGCAGGCGAACACCACUUGGAGCUGUCCUCCGGCUCAUCUCAACAACUGUCGAAGGAGAUCGAGGCCGUCCUCAGCAGUAAUCAGCCGGAGACGGCGUGGGCCACGCAUUUUGUCAGUCGAAUCGUGUUCGGGGCUACCCUCGUGGUGUCCGUCACCUCGUUCAACGCCUUCCAGGGAUUCCCUUCAGAGAAUCAAGGGCAGGCCGUCCCCGUCAUCAUCUACCUGUCUCGAUUAUCGGAUGUGCUGCUCUCAGAGAGCGCCGUCAGACUGCUGAAGUGGGAUGGUUCAUCGCUACUGCUGCAUCCGGACGAAGACACCAUCGCUGGAACUGAGCGGCUUCUCCAGGAGGUUCAUCACAUCCAGGGAGAGGUGGACUCCCUCCUCUACGACACGGACUCCGCCAUCCGUUCUCGUGGCAACCAUUUGAUCAUUAUGUCAGACAUCUAUCGUCUGCAGGAGCUCAAGGAAAGACUCUCAACCAGCCUGGAGGAACUCAUUGAGCGGGUGGGUCGCAUGACAGUCUGCAUUCGGCGAUCGCAGGGAAGGGAGGACUCGAGUGGAAUGAGGUCGAUGCUGGAGAACUUCCGAUGCAAGUGGCUGUCAGAUAGCCCGCGCGAUCAGGUGGCGACAGCAAGGGCUUCUUUCGAGAAGAGGAUGUCGUUCUUCAAUGAGCUCCAAUGCAACGGCAUCACCUUCACCGCCACGUUGGACUACGAUGCACAGAUGGCCGAAUGCAACAUAUUAUCAGGACACACGGACGACAGCGUUUACAUUCUGGUGCAUCAUCAAGAUGCGCCACAUGCCGAGCUUUGGCGAAAGCACAUGGACAUGCUCAAGCGUGUCGUGGACGAGAGCAAGAGUGGCCACGUCGUCAGUAAUCGCGAAUGCCAUGGCGACCACGGUGAAAGAGGGCUAAGGGGGUUCAAGUCGCGUCCCCCAGGUAUGGCCCGGGGAAGCGAAGGCAGGAAAAUGGCUUCUGCUCCUUUCUUUUACUACUUGGAGCUUCAACGGGAGGAUUCUCACGAUGGACGUCGACAGGUGCCCGACAAAGCAGCUCGCCUGCCAAGGACUGUGAUAAGGUUCUAUCAGAGGUGCAGACUGGUGCACGAGGACUGUGCACAACAUAUGGACACAAUUGGCACACUCUGCCUCGUCAGAUGCGAGGAGAUUCAGAAGCUCCCCAACGAGGAGACGAGUGGCAGCAGGGACGGUCCUCAGAAGAGGACUACACCCCUUCAGAUCAAAUGUCCUGGAGCCGUGUACGGGGAGUGCGCUUCAACAAUCCAAUACUGGUACUGCGACAGGUGUUACGUUCAAGUGGAGUACGAUUGGCAUGGUUAUGUGUCCUGCUAUUGCGGACGGGCUCCUCUCCGGUCUCUCUGUUAUUUAUGUCGCCACCCCAAACACCGUCACGAGUAUAUGUGCUACAGCCCAAUGGACGACCUGACCACUGACCUGAACAAGCUGGAGAUGCGCAAAGAGAUCAAUAUCCUUCUGCUAGGUGAGACCGGCGUGGGAAAGUCGACGUUCAUUAACGCCUUCGCCAACUAUCUAAACUUUGACGAUAUGCAGGUUGCCAAGGAGGACCUGCUGGCACUGAUACCAUCACAGUUUACGGUGUGCCAGGACAAUGACUACGCGGGAGUGCUGGUGUCCAUCGGCAAAAAGGACGCCAACGAGGAGGAAAGUCCAGGCAAGUCCUGCACCCAAUCCUGCAAAGCCUAUGUGUUCAAUUACGGGGAGUAUGUGGUACGCCUGAUCGACACUCCAGGGGUCGGGGACACUGGCGGCAUAGGGCAGGACAAGAAGAACUUUGACAACAUCUUACGGUUCCUAAGCCAUCACAAGCUGAUCCACAGCAUAUGCAUCCUGCUCAAGCCGAACAAUGCAAGGCUGAACGUUUUGUUCCGCUUCUGCAUCAUGGAGUUGUUGUGCCACAUCCAUAAGAGUGCGAAGGACAAUAUUGUCUUCCUGUUCACAAACGCCCGCUCCACGUUCUAUCGACCCGGAGACACGAUGCCGCCACUGAUGGAGAUGCUCAAGAAGGUCCGCCACUCGCCUCCCAACGUUGACAUCCAGCUGGGGAAGAGGACAAUCUACAGCUUGGACAACGAAUCCUUUCGCUUCCUGGCAGCUGUCAAAAAGGGUGUGAGAUUUAGUGACAAGCAGACAGCGGACUUUGCAAAGAGCUGGAAGUGGUCGGUCAGCGAAUGCAGGCGUCUCAUCGAUCACAUCUUGAGUCUCCCUCCGCACAAAGUGCAGGACACCGUCUCCAUCAACGAGGCCCGUCGUCUCAUAUUGGGAUUAGCGAGGCCUCUUGGCGACAUUAGCAAGGUCAUCCAGAUAAACAAGAACCUGAUCGAGGACAAGAUGAGCGAAGACGUGUCUGACAUCAAUCACAUCGAGGAUCUCAAGAAGAAAUUGUUUGUACCAUCCGUCGAUCUGGAGUACCGCGAGCUCACACAGCCGCACACGGUAUGUGCGGCUGAUAGCUGUCGAGAAAUCAUCACAGUUGGCGGUCUGUCGAAGAUCGAUUACCAGACGCGCUGCCAUGAGCCCUGCUUCUUGGUGAAUGUGGGUGUCGAAACGCUGAACAACCCCUCGAUAAGGAGCUGCUAUGCAAUCCAGUCCGAUGGGAAGUGUCGCAGUUGCGGCUGUGGAUGGGAAGUUCACAUGCACGAUAGGAUCAAGACCGUGGAAGAUGCAAGAGCAAAGCAUCGGAGGGUCAUUCAGGAGAUGGAGGACAAGUUGAAGAGAUUGGAUGAAGAACAACAAACCAUAUCCAGGACCCUCGCAAGGUUCGCUGUAUUCCUUAAGGCCAAUGCCAUUACGCCUUACAACGACUCCACGCUCGAGUACCUGGGCCAUCUGAUUGACGAAGAGACAACUCUUCGGGACGCUGGAAAGGGCAACUCCGAGAUUCUCAACGGACUGGUAAAGCUAAGGCAAGACUACGAGGAGGAGGUCAGGAUCCUCACCACAGCCAUGAACGAUCCGUCAGGAGCAUCUGCUCCGAGCACCUUCAUCACUCCGGAGCAGAUCAAGAGCAGUGUACAAGAUUUAUUUGCGCUGGAGGUCAAUGGCUCGAACAUCGAGAAGGCCGUGGAGGAACUGGAGAAGGCCCGUGUAGCGCAUUUUGCCUACAUGGAAACAGUGGUCAGGAUGCGGGGUUUGGGGCCGAAGAAACCGUACCGCGGGGCACAUGAGCAGCUAGUGCAGACACGUUACAGUUUACAUACUGUCGGCCAACAGGGAGGAAGCACAAGCAGACAAGGCCGAGCGAUGGAAGGGCAAGCUGGCGCAGGAGGAACACGUGGCGGGCUCAGCCACAUGGAUGGUCUGGGAGGAGGCAAUUAUCGGUACCAUGAAAACCCCGUCGGCUAUGACGGGCAAGGUGACGACUCUGGCAUGUACCGAUGGCCCACAGGCGGUUCCAGUCAAGGUGGCCAUCAUCGAUGCGAUUACGAGGGGGAAUUCGUCGCCUACGGGAAAAGCGCGGCUUAUAGGGAUGAAUGGCAUGGGCAAGGCAGCAGGGAGUGGUCAGAUAUCUAUGGCGAUAGUGGCGGCGGCUUUAACCAAGAUGUUGAUAGACGAAAUGCUGAGUACAGGAACUGCGCCUAGUGGCAGCCGCUUUGAUCAAGACGUUGAUAGACGAGAGGCUAAGCACAGGAAUGGUGCCUAUGGACUCAGUGGCGGCGGCUUUAAUCAAGAUGUUGAUAGCCG